AUGGUUGGGACUGGAGUUUGGAGUGUGCUUUUAUGCUAUUCUUUGAUUUGGCUCAGACCUGAAAAGACAGCACUGCUGCUUGGUAUUCGUGGCAGCCUCGCGCACGGCUUCGAGAUUACAACUCGACUCGGAGAUGUUCUCAUGAGAAUGUACGGGGACAAGCAAGCCGAGGCCAAAUUACCUCCUCUCAUUCCAUCUGGGGAAGAAAACUUGUAUGAUAUCUGA
This is a messenger RNA of Penicillium verrucosum, 225 nucleotides long. RefSeq lists its product as uncharacterized. The transcript has a single exon. Bases 1 to 225 code for a protein of 74 amino acids. Lineage: Eukaryota; Fungi; Ascomycota; Eurotiomycetes; Eurotiales; Aspergillaceae. The record is from RefSeq and is a predicted model, not a curated record.